AUGUCUUCGAAUUCAUCUCCUCAACAAGAAACAACUUCUUCCCUUCAUCAACAACAACAACCACAUGAUUCUUCCAAAUCAUCCAAAGUAGAAAAAGUAGAAGCUGUUGAACAUGUUGUUGAGGAAUCUCCCAUGCGUUAUCUUGCCUAUGGUGCUCGACUCCGAACAUUGAUUACGGCCGGAGCUCGUUAUUUGGCCUAUACUUCUGAUGUGGGUGAGGCUUUCAGGCCCAUUGUUCAUCCUCUCAUUGUCAAGGGAGCCUAUGCCAUUUCUUGGGCCUAUGUGUUAGGAGAUGUCGGACUUCAAACUUACAAUGAAAAACAAAAAAACUCUCCAACGAGUAUUAUUCUGAGAACUUGCACAAAGACAGCCCUUUUCCAAUCGACUGCCUCCAUGUUGUUGCCAGCUGUCACUAUUCAUCAAACAGUUCAUUGGACUGCUAAACUCAUGUUAAAAUUUGGUGCUAAGAGUCGUGUCAUUCCAACGGCUGCUGGUUUGGCAAUGCUUCCUUUAUUGCCAUUUAUGUUCGAUCAUCCUGUGGAAUAUGUAGUUGACAAGUUAUAUGACAAGUUUUGGCCAGUGGAUCAUCACUCAUAUGACUCGAUUCACAACAAGGAGAAACAACAUUGA
Messenger RNA from Naegleria lovaniensis, 630 nucleotides. RefSeq lists its product as uncharacterized. Lineage: Eukaryota; Heterolobosea; Eutetramitea; Acrasida; Naegleriidae. Gene Ontology annotation, biological process: mitochondrial fission. Bases 1 to 630 code for a protein of 209 amino acids. Gene Ontology annotation, cellular component: mitochondrion. The transcript is spliced from 2 exons. The record is from RefSeq and is a predicted model, not a curated record.